Messenger RNA from Plodia interpunctella (Indianmeal moth), 3247 nucleotides. RefSeq names its product ATP-binding cassette sub-family G member 4-like. Bases 133 to 1983 code for a protein of 616 amino acids. The transcript is spliced from 10 exons. The record is from RefSeq and is a predicted model, not a curated record. Gene Ontology annotation, cellular component: membrane. NCBI's taxonomy places the organism in Eukaryota, Metazoa, Arthropoda, Insecta, Lepidoptera, Pyralidae. Gene Ontology annotation, molecular function: ATP hydrolysis activity; ATP binding; ABC-type transporter activity. Gene Ontology annotation, biological process: transmembrane transport.
UCCAGUGUUUAGAGACUCUUGCGCAGCACCGCUCGUGUGCCGAGCGCCUUUGUGUACGUCGCGAUUCUUUGUUCGGUAGCGCGAUGGAAGCAAUCCUAUUUAUUGUUUAGUGAGUGAGUGUUUAUUAUCAAAAUGUUGAGCGACGAGUCCCAGGAGAGCACUUCCACAUCGUCCGAAUAUUCUUUGAAUAUUUCCUUUGAGAAUAUCAACUACAAUGUCCGACAUGGUAUCUUGGCGGGAGGCAGAAAGACAAUCCUUCGGGACGUGAACGGAACCUUCAACUCUGGAGAGCUGAACGUCAUCAUCGGGCAAUCUGGCGCAGGCAAGAGCUCCCUCAUGGACAUACUGGCUGGAUACACGAAAGCAACAAGCGGCGAUAUAUACGUGAACGGGCGGCUACGAGAUGAGAACACGUUCCGCAGACAGUCGUGCUAUAUCCUGCAGGACGACCAGCUGCAGGACAUGCUGACCAUCCAGGAGAAUCUCACGAUAGCCGCCGAGCUCAGGCUCGGGAACCACGUCAGCAAAGAGCAGAAGGAGAAACGGAUAAACGAAAUCGUAACAUCCCUCAGCUUGGUGGAGGCUCGACACACGAGGGCGGGAGAUCUCUCGGGGGGACAGAAGAAGAGGCUGGCUAUCGGCCAGGAGCUGGUCACCGAUCCUCCUGUCAUGUUCCUGGACGAACCAACUAGUGGAGUCGACAGCUCGGUAACAAAAAAAAUAAUAGAACUUCUUCACCAGCUGGCUCGGCAGGGUCGGACGGUGGUCAUCACGAUGCAUCAGCCAUCUGCGACCCUUCUUCCGUUGAUAGACAGACUGUAUGCUUUGGUUGGCGGGAACUGCGCGUAUAUAGGCUCUGUAGACUCUUUGCUGCCGUUCCUGAAAAGGAUAGACCGCCCGUGCCAGCCCUACCACAACCCAGUGGAGCAUUUGAUUGAGUUAUGCGGAGAGUAUGAGAUUCAACAAGUACUCGUAGAAUUUUCUCAAAAUGGAAGAAACAAUGAAUGGAUUCUUAGCAAUGAGACUGAUAGUAGUCUAAAUGAUAAAAACAUAAAGAUAUGUAACGAAGUGUACCUGACUACAUUACCGCCACCAAAGGAAGACCCAACGAAGAAGAUUCUAUUAUCAUUAAAAAGUACAUACUCUACAUCAUUCUGGAGACAGUUUUCUACAUUAACACGGAGAUCUAUCCUGUCGAUAUGGCGAAACCCCAGUUUCACGUUGAUCUUGACUGGCAUCCAUUGCCUCAUGGCUUUAUUCAUCGGCUUCCUCUUCUUCAACAUCGGUCACGACGCGCGAUACGUGCGCGAAAACUACAAUAUGCUUUACUUCAGCCUUAUGUUCCUCAUGUUCACCGCAUUCAGCGCAGUCACCAUCAAUUUUCCCCAAGAAAUACCAGUGGUCCGCCGCGAGUUCUUCAAUCGCUGGUACUCGACAGCAGCAUACUACAGCUCCACGCUGGUGUCAGCGUUACCAACCCAGGGUAUAUGCACGUUGACCUAUGCGUGCAUAGUGUACUGGAUGACGGGCCAGCCACCCGAGCCGAAGAGGUUCUUCGGAUUCUGCUGGACACUCCUCAUGGUGUCCAGUGUCGCUCUCUGUCUUGGUUUACUGAAUGGGGCUACGUUUAAUGUCAAGAAUGGCGUAAUAUUUGGCCCGUUCUUCAUCCUCCCCUUCACCAUCUUCUCUGGGUUCUUCCUUCGCUACAGCGAUGCCCCUGUGUUCGUACAAUGGAUCUUCCACAUAUCGUUCCUGAAGCACGGCCUCGUCGGGCUUGUCUUCUCCAUAUUUGGCAUGGAGAGGGAGAAACUACCCUGCUCUGCCCUCUACUGCCAUUACAGACUACCCGCGCAGUUUAUCAAAGAUGUUGAAAUGAGCACUGAACAAUAUUUCAUAGUGGUUAUAGCUUUAUUCGCCAUUGGAACUGGUGUCAUUUUAAUAUCAUAUUUUAUACUUAAUUUUAGGCUUAAACAUAAAUGGUAACAUAGAUUUUAUUAUGGAAACUUACCGCCGAAUAGAUAUUAUAAUGGAUUAAAAAUUAAAAGGUUGUUAGAAUUAAUAACUUCACUUACAACGAUACUUCAUUCUUAGGUGUCUGAAUACAUAAAUUAGUUACACAUAUUAGGUAUGUGGAUUUUCUAGAUAAUUAUAAAAAAGUCUAUCUAUAUGUCGGAUUGUAGAAAGACAAAACCCGCUUCAAAUCUAGUUUCGUUCGUAAAGUUAAUUAGGUACUUACCCUACUUUAUUAUUUUGGCGCCGAUUGUUGAUAUAUCAACAUAAAAAAUCAUUAUACUUAGUAUGCAGGAUUUAGUAUUUAUUUAGGUUCCUUUAAAGGUGUAGGGAACACUAAGAAUUUCCCGAAAAGAACGGGAUUAAAACAUUUUGAAGAACUUUCGAAGUUACGGGCAAAAUCUAUCUUCCGAUAUUUACCAAUUAGAUAUUAAGUAAAUAAAAAGAGACAUUAUUAUAUCUCUUUCUUUAUAUAAUGCAUUGAAUUUUCGCUGUAAAAGUGGAUUGGAACAAAAAAAAUUUUCAGCGAAUGAUGAUUAUAUUUUCAUUAAACUAAUAGGUAUUAUGAAAAUUCUCGUCAAGAAUUACUAAUACAUAAUUAUUAUUUUGAAGUCAUAGGUAUAAAUGGUAUAAAUGAUGUCUACUUGGCAAUUUAUUUAAUGUAGAUUAAUUGGUUACAUAUAAGUAGCAUUUAUAUAUAUAUAGAACAAAAUGGCAGGUCGGGCGUGGAUCUAUCAUUGAUAAAUAAAAAGAAAAAAGGGUCUGUUUCGCAACCUUCUGAUAAAAAAUCGUAUUGUAAUCUAACAGAUAAAGUAGCUGCUAUAUAAAUCUGCCUGAAGUGACUUACCUCUUAUGAAACAUUAUUUUUAACGCUAUCUGUUCGAUAUGUUACAUAUAGACUAUCAGAUACUUUAUCAGCAAUUGGUGAAACAGGACCAAAUUGAUUGAAAGGAGUGGCACGCGUAGACUUCCUAAUCUAUGGAUCAAUAUAUCAAUAUAUGAAUUUAAAAGUAAUAUUCAUAUAUUUGUUACAAUGUGUUAUGGAUAAUUCUAUGGAUUUAUGAAAUAGGUAUCAUUUAUGUUCAGAUACUAAAAUCAUAUAUUUUAUUUAUGAAAUGUACGUAAUAGAUAUAAUAAAUCUUAUGUUUUGUUGAUUUUAUAAUUAUCUGCGAAUUUAUAUUCUUAUCUGAGAUCUCUUUAAUCCAAAUAUAUAAAACUAAAAUACACAAUUUGAUUA